This is a messenger RNA of Penaeus vannamei (Pacific white shrimp), 537 nucleotides long. Lineage: Eukaryota; Metazoa; Arthropoda; Malacostraca; Decapoda; Penaeidae. The record is from RefSeq and is a predicted model, not a curated record.
AUGAAACGAUGGGGAGUUCACCAUGUGAUAUCAUCGCCCCAUUACCCUCAGUCGAAUGGCCAUGCCGAGGCAGCUGUUAAGUCAACCAAGUACCUCAUCAUGAAAACGGCGCCAUCCGGCAACAUCGACAAUGAAGACUUCGACAGAGGCCUCCUUGAACUGCGCAACAUCCCUAACGCCACAGGAAGAUCGCCAGCACAGAUUUUCUACGGACGCCCGCUUCGCUCCUGCGUUCCGGCCCACCCGGAAUCCUUCUUAGAGGAAUGGCAGGAGAAAUCUGAAGACUGUGACCGCCGAGCAGCCGCCCAAGCCGAACAAGUCAGACAGCGGGACUACGAGAUCAGACUACCGAGUGGACGAGUCUGGUGGCGAAACCAACAUUUCCUGCGACCAGUGCCUACCCCUAGUGCUGAUCCCAUCCCCCACAUCCCUGUGACACCUUGCUCGGACAUGAAAAUGAAGUCCUCUAUCAGUAAACCCCCAGUGUUCCCACAUCGUUCAAAGCGACUGAUGAAAAAACAGUCCGCUCGAGACUGA